CCUCCUUCGGUGGUCAGCCCUGGGCUUCCCCCGCCCAUGCAGUCCUCCGUGGCCACUGUUGAGGGCUUCAGCAGCACCCUCUUUGGUGCCUACACACUCCCCAGCUUCAAAUUCCAGCCACGCCGGGAGAGUGUGGACUGGAGACGUAUUAGCGCGCUGGAUGUGGAUCGUGUGGCACGGGAGCUGGACGUGGCCACCCUGCAGGAGAACAUUGCUGGCGUCACCUUCUGCAACCUGGACAAGGAGACAUGCAGCCGCUGCGGGCAGCCUGUGGACCCGGUGCUGCUCAAGGUGCUGCGCCUGGCACAGCUCACCAUCGAGUACCUGCUGCACUGCCAGGACUGCUUGAGUGCCAGUGUUGCCCAGCUGGAGGCCCGGCUGCAGGCCAGCCUGGGUCAGCAGGAGCAUGGGCAGCGGGAGCUGGGCCGCCAGGCCGAAGAGCUCAAGGGUGUGAGAGAGGAGAGUCGCCGGCGCCGCAAGAUGAUUGGCACUCUGCAGCAGCUGCUUCUGCAGACGGGCGCCCACGGCUACCACACGUGCCACCUGUGUGACAAGACGUUUAUGAAUGCCACCUUUCUCCGGGGCCACAUGCAGCGCAGGCAUACAGCCAUGGCAGAAGGUGGAAAACAGAAGAAGCAGGACCAGCCAGUGGAGGAGGUCCUGGAAGAGCUCCGAGCCAAGCUCAAGUGGACCCAAGAGGAGCUGGAAGCCCAGAGGGAGACUGAGCGGCAGCGGCAGCUCCAGGAAGCAGAGAUCAUCCGUCAGAGGGAAAUAGAAGCUAAGAAAGAAUUUGAUGAAUGGAAAGAAAAAGAAAGGACCAAGCUUUAUGGGGAAAUCGACAAGCUAAAGAAAUUAUUUUGGGAUGAAUUUAAAAGUGUUGCCCACCAGAACUCUACGCUCGAAGAGAAGAUGGAGUGGAAGAGAAAAAUGAAGGAACUGCAGGAAUCCCACAUGACUCAGAAGAGAGAGCUGCAGGAGGAGAAUGAGCGGCUCCAGGCCUCUCUGUCCCAGGAUCAGAGGAAAGCAGCUGCCCAGGCCCAGCGCCAGAUCAGCGCCCUCCGCACCCAGCUCGAGGAGCAGGCCAGACUCAUCGCUUCGCAGGAGACAAUGAUCCAGACCUUGUCGCUCAAGAAGCCGGAGGGGAACUUCCAAGGGCCAACGGCUGUAGACACAGAAGAAGACUCUCUUGAGGAAGAGCGGGAGACUUCCCAAGAUGGACAGCAGAGGGUGCUGGCAGCGCUGAGGCUAACCCCCGGCUUGCUAAAACAGUUCCGGCCAGUCCUGGAGGACACCCUGGAAGAGAAACUGGCAAGCAUGGGGAUCCAGAGGGGUGCCAAGGGGGUCUCCGCCCAGACGCUCAGACACCUGGACACGCUCCUCAGAGCCCAGCGGGAGCAGAAGGCUGGAAGGUUUUCUGAGUUCCUGAGCCUAAGGGAAAAGCUCGCCAAGGAAACGACCAGCAGAGUGAAGGAGAGCCAGAAGAAGGGGGCCGUGGGGGCCCAGCCAGAUGGCGAGCUCACAGGCAGAAGCCAGCGGAGCCCACUGUUCCCCAGAGAAGCCCAGCCAAAGCCCAGGACCCUGCAUGUGGCAACAACAUCCAAGCUAGCAGAGCCCACGGGAACCCUGAAGCACCGAGACAGCCGUGGCCCUGGCCUGACCCAGGUGCCCACCCCCACUCCCCACCCCAGAGUGCGGGGCCCUGCCAGCAGCCCUACUUCCCCAGGGCCUGGGCUGAGCACACCCCCAUUCAGUUCUGAAGAGGACUCAGAGGGGGACACUGUACAACGCAUGGCCCUUCCGCAGCUGAAGGUUCCUUCCGGGAUGGGGUCCCGGCCGGAAGAUGACUGGGACUGGUCUGACACGGAGAGCUCAGAGGGAAACGCCCAGCCUCCUGCCAAGGGUUCCGGUGGGCUGACCUCCUCGGGAACACUGGUACAGUCGUUGGUCAAGAACUUGGAGAAGCAGCUUGAGACUCCAGCCAAGAAGCCAGCUGGGGGCGUGAAUCUGUUCUUGUUGCCUAACGCAGGGCCACAGAGAGCCACCACGUCCGCACGGAAGCCUCAGCUUCCGGAAGAUGAAAGUGACUUGGAGAUCUCUUCCCUGGAGGAUCUCUCCCAGGACCUGGGUCAGGAGAAGCCCAAACCCUUGUCUCGCUCACAACUCCCAACGAAGUUUGGUGCCAGCCCUUGGAGCUCCAGCCAAUCCAGGGUCCCUGGCUGGUGAUCUUCCCACAGAGACCUGCCUUGCCACCUUGCUGGGACUAGCUCCGGUCACAGCCCAUGGAAGGGGCUGCUGGGCAUCUUCAUCGCUAACCAAGGCGCUUUCUCCCUUUGGAGGGAAAUAGAACAGGAGGCAUAUGCGUAUGGUUCCUUCUGUCCCCACUGAUGAGGGCCCCUGUCCCAGAGCACCAGGGGUGCCUAACUAGGUGCCUCUGGGUCCCAAGGCUUGAGAAAGGAUUAUAAUAGGACUUCCAAGCCUUUCAGUCCUUCACAUUCAUGUCCACAGCAGACUGAAAGGAGGCGCCGUGCUGUCAAUUUCUGAGCUUUUUGUAAACCUGCAGGAACGCUGUGGAGAUAGGUGCUUUUGGGGACAGAUGCCUCCAUCAGUCAUUCAAUAGUUUAUUGAGUGCCUGCUCUGUGCCAGGCCGUCUACCGUCUCCUGACUAAGUGGGGACGUGGAAGCAGAGCUGGGUGGUGCAGAUAGUCUGUAGUUAAUGACAGUAAACCAAAAACCCAUCCAUGGUUGAGUCAGUGCCUGCACCUGGCGACCUCCCAUGUUACCUGAGUAGCACUGUUCCUCGGGGUUUCCUCGGCCUUAGUCUUAUGGAAGCAUAUCCCCAGACCUUCCUCUUGCGGCAUGGUUGGUCCAAACCAUCCACCGUGAGGCUGGUAGUUGAGUGCACACUAUCUGUCUCACGCGCCAGUGGUGGCGAAGUGUCAUGAAGUUGAAUGAAAGAGACCAGGGUGCUACAGGGACGUAGAAGGGAUCACCCCGUCCAGCCUGCAUGACUUUGGAGAGCUUCCGGAGGAGUGAUGUCUGGAAGGGCUUGUUUAUGGGUACAGAGGAUCACCUGUCUAAUAGACCCCAAAGACCACACAUUUCAUAUUUAAAACCUUUAAAAUCAGGCUGCAUAAGUAACUUGUGUAUUUUUUAUCAGGAAAGACGAAUUUAUAAUGUAUAAGCACUUGAAUACAGUGUGAUGUUUGUAA
This is a messenger RNA of Echinops telfairi (small Madagascar hedgehog), 3209 nucleotides long. It is a transcript of the gene DZIP1L, whose product is annotated as DAZ interacting zinc finger protein 1 like. The record is from RefSeq and is a predicted model, not a curated record. Bases 37 to 2223 code for a protein of 728 amino acids. The transcript is spliced from 14 exons. Gene Ontology annotation, biological process: cilium assembly. Lineage: Eukaryota; Metazoa; Chordata; Mammalia; Afrosoricida; Tenrecidae. Gene Ontology annotation, cellular component: cytoplasm; ciliary basal body.